GAGAGAGAGAGAGACAGAGAGAGACAGAGAGGGUGCCUAGAGAGAGAGACAGGUUAAAAGGGUCAUUGUGAAGGAGCAAGAGACGAGAGGAAAGGGGAGCCAAAUGUCUGAACAUUGUAGGGAAAAAUAGGGGCAAAGCUGCAGCAUUUGGUCUCUGAGAAACUUGGCAAGCCUUCUUUUGUGUUGCUUUCCUUGUCGACUCCUGUCCCGCCGACCCACUUUCUCCCUUCUCUAGUUUUCCGGCCAACUCGCCGGCCGGAGCUUAGACGUCCAUUCGUUGACUUCCUAAUUGGUCAUAUUACGAUAGAUUCCCUUUCUAUCUGUUCCCUUUUGUUCUUCCUCUCCGUUAAAAGAUUCCCAAGCUUUUUGAUGUUCCUUUCCUUGAUAAAUAUUAUCUUUUCCGUUUUGCUGAUCUGACCAAAAGCUGCACAUUCCUGCUUACGUAUUCUACCUCAAACAGAGCUUUUAAAAUCUGGAUUGCUGAUGGUUGAGCUCUUUGGUCGAUAAUUUGUUGGAUAUCUGAUUAAUCAUCGAAGAUAUGUAUUGUUGACACUCUUGACAACUACAGCAGCAUAUUUCCUAAGAGAGACAAAACAAUGAAGAUGCAGCCAGACGGUACUGGAGCUGGGGCUGCCUCCGCCGCUGCUGCGCCGAACCCUUGCGAAGGGGCAGAGAAGAAGAGCAUAAAUCCAGAGCUUUGGCAAGCUUGUGCGGGGCCGCUGGUGAACCUGCCGCCAUCAGGUACUCACGUGGUGUACUUCCCUCAAGGUCACAGUGAACAGGUUGCAGCAUCUUUAAAGAAGGAUGUGGAUGGUCAGAUUCCAAACUAUCCAAAUCUCCCUUCCAAGUUACUCUGUCUCCUUCUCAGUGUCACCUUGCAUGCUGACCCAGAAACUGAUGAAGUAUAUGCUCAGAUGACACUUCAACCAGUGCCUUCUUUUGACAAGGACGCAUUGUUAAGAUCUGAUCUUGCUCUCAAAUCAAGUAAACCACAGCCUGAGUUCUUCUGUAAACAAUUGACGGCGAGUGAUACGAGUACACAUGGAGGUUUUUCUGUCCCACGCCGUGCAGCAGAGAAGAUUUUCCCUGCUCUUGAUUAUACUAUGCAACCACCUGCACAAGAACUUGUGGCAAGGGAUUUGCAUGACAAUGUCUGGACAUUUCGCCAUAUAUAUCGAGGACAACCAAAGCGACACUUACUUACAACAGGAUGGAGUCUAUUUGUCAGUGGAAAGAGGCUAUUUGCUGGAGACUCUGUUUUGUUUAUAAGAGAUGAAAAGCAGCAGCUUCUUCUUGGUAUCAGGCGAGCUCACAGACAACCCACAAAUCUAUCAUCUUCAGUGCUAUCAAGUGAUAGUAUGCAUAUUGGAAUUCUGGCAGCAGCAGCUCAUGCUGCUGCAAACAACAGCCCCUUCACUGUGUUUUAUAACCCUAGGGCUAGCCCGUCAGAAUUUGUUAUUCCUUUGGCGAAGUACUACAAGGCAGUGUAUAGCCACCAAAUAUCUCCUGGCAUGCGCUUCCGAAUGAUGUUUGAAACUGAAGACUCAGGAACAAGAAGGUAUAUGGGUACAAUUACAGGAAUCUGUGAUCUGGAUCCUGCAAGAUGGAAAAACUCACAAUGGCGCAAUUUGCAGGUCGGUUGGGAUGAAUCAACUGCUGGAGAAAGACGAAGUAGGGUUUCAAUAUGGGAAAUUGAACCAGUGACAGCUCCAUUUUUCAUCUGUCCACCUCCGUUCUUCCGGUCUAAGCGUCCAAGACAACCAGGAAUGCCUGAUGAUGAUCUUUCUGAUUUUGAUAACCUUUUUAAGCGGAUGAUGCCUUGGCCUGGUGAUGAUAUAUGCAUGAAGGAUCCUCAGUCACUCCCUGGCCUCAGCUUAGUUCAAUGGAUGAAUAUGCAGCAAAAUCCUGCUCUGUCUAGCUCAUUGCAGCCAAAUUACGUGCAGUCCUUGUCUGGUUCUGCUCUGCAAAAUCUUCCUAGUGCAGAUAUUGCCCGUCAGCUGGGAUUUUGUGCUCCACAGAUCUCUCAGUCAAGCAAUGCAGCUUUCAGUCCUCAGAGGUUACUUCAAACCCCACAACAAGUUGAUCAUCUUCAGAAGAUGCCAUCUGUGUCUAGCCCAUUAGGAACGGUCAUGCAGCCACUACAAGUAGGUGAUAUCACUCAGCAACCUAGACAGAAUUUAGGAAAUCAAACUCUACCACAGAGUCAAGUUCAGAACCAACUUCUGCAUGCUCAAAAUAUUGUUCAACCUACCAAUAUACUUCAACAGCAGCAACCAUCCAUCCAAAACCAUCAGCUGCAUAGGAACCUCUCCCAGAACCUGUCACAGCCUCAGCAGCAACAGACAUUUAUGGGUCAGAAUCAACAGCAAAAUUUUAUACAGUCCUCCAUGCCUGAUCAUGUCAAUCAACAGAUGCAGAUGUCUGACAAUCAGAUUCAGCUUCAAUUAUUGCAGAAGCUUCAACAGCAACAGCAAACAAUCUUGGCGCAGCAGUCCAUAAUGCAGCAGCCUACUCAACUUAGUCAAAUCCAAGACCAGCAGAGGCAACUUUUAGAUCCAACUCAGAACUUCUCAAGGGCCCUAACGUCAAGUCAAGUGUUAGAAAUUCCUGCCAUACUUCAAAACUCACUUCCUGAUGGUAACUCUAUUCCACAUCAGAUGACGAAGAAUAAUGGCCAGACCAGUGUUCAGUUCUCUCAUCCAUCCCGGCAGACAAAGCUUCAACAACAGCUAUCUGGCACACUGUCCGAGAUGUCUGAGCAUGUGGGAUUCCUCCCUGCUCCUACUGCCAACAAACUCUCUGUGGCUGGUGGUAAUAUAUUAACUGGAACAGCUGGAGCAGGGCAGUCUGUAAUUACUGAUGACAUUCCAUCUUGUUCCACUUCACCUUCCACUAAUAACUGUGCCAAUGCACUUCCACAUGUGAAUUCCCGGAUCCAUAGGAACACAGCGAUAGGGGAUGAUAUGGCUCAAUCUGCAGCCACGAUCUUAAGUCCUAGUGCCUUAGAGGCCAUGUCUUCAAAUGCAAGCUUGGUGAAAGAUUUUCACCCAAAAUCUGAAGUCAAGCCUUCUUUAAAUAUUUGCAAAAGUCAAAAUCAAGGGAAUUUUUCCACUCAUGCGUACUUAAAUGGUGGAGCUGCACAGACAGAUUAUUUGGAUACAUCAUCUUCUACAACUUCAGUUAGCCUUUCUCGAAAUGACACUUGUAUGCAUCAGAAUAACAAUCCAUUAUCUUACAAUCCGCAGUCAAUGCUGUUUAGAGACAAUAAUCAAGAUGGGGAAAUUCAGCUAGAUGCUAGGAGCAAUGUUCCUUAUGGCAAUAAUAUUGAUGGUCAAUUGGGAAUGCCGCUGAAUCCAGAUUCUCUUUUGAUCAAAGGCACAAUAGGGCUGGGAAAGGAUAUGUCAAAUAACUUUUCUUCAGGAGGCAUGCCUGGUAACUAUGAGGAUAACAGAGGUGCUCAGCAAGAACUCUCUUCAUCAAUUGUUUCACAGACAUUUGGGGUCCCUGAUAUGACCUUUAAUUCAAUUGAUCCCACAAUAAAUGAUAGUAGCUUCUUAAAUAGGGGUACAUGGGCCCCACCUCCUCCCCCACCACAGUUUCAGCGGAUGAGAACGUAUACCAAGGUAUACAAACGUGGAGCUGUUGGUAGGUCCAUAGACAUAACCCGGUAUUCAGGUUAUGAGGAGCUUAAACAAGACUUGGCUCGUAGAUUUGGCAUAGAGGGACAGUUGGAGGACUGGCAAAGAAUAGGCUGGAAACUUGUUUAUGUGGAUCAUGAAAAUGAUGUUUUGCUAGUGGGAGAUGACCCUUGGGAGGAGUUUGUGAACUGUGUCCGCUGCAUCAAAAUACUUUCUCCUCAAGAGGUGCAACAGAUGAGUUUGGAUGGAGAUUUUGGCAAUGGUGGCCUUCCAAAUCAGGCCUGUAGCAGCUCUGAUGGUGGAAAUACCUAAAGGAGUCCAAACAUCUGCUAACUAUUCUUCCAUUUGGCUCAGUGGACUACGGGCAAAUUUGUAGAGCCGUAAGAAGUGGAGUAUCUGUUGCUACUUGCUGCCGGUGCGCCAACUGUGGUAAUGAAUUAAGUAUGGAGAGCGCCCUGACAAAGCAAUUCAGUUAACUGUUUGAAGCUAUGGAUUUGAGAUGCAGUAGUAAGAUUGGCGAAACUGUUCUCAAUGCAUAUAGAAUCUCUCUAGUUCAGCGUAGCUUAGAAAGCCAGGUUAAAUUAUGGCGGCAUAGUUAAGGUGUAUAAAAUUGAUUCCUCCCCAUAUAUAGAAGAGAAGGAUGGCUUUUUGCAUGGGCCUUUGUAAUCGUAUUCAGUCAUGGUCCGUUUAUUUCAACUUCAGAUUGGCCAAGGAAUGGGAAUGAUGACGUAGGUUGGUUUGUAUCAAGGGUGUUCAAUGUGAAUCCGUUUUGAUUA
Prosopis cineraria is the source of this 4414-nucleotide messenger RNA. Its product is annotated as auxin response factor 19-like. Gene Ontology annotation, cellular component: nucleus. NCBI's taxonomy places the organism in Eukaryota, Viridiplantae, Streptophyta, Magnoliopsida, Fabales, Fabaceae. Gene Ontology annotation, molecular function: DNA binding; protein binding. The coding region runs from base 597 to 3950 and encodes 1117 amino acids. The record is from RefSeq and is a predicted model, not a curated record. The transcript is spliced from 15 exons. Gene Ontology annotation, biological process: regulation of DNA-templated transcription; response to hormone.